Molecule: messenger RNA, 1689 nt
Organism: Acromyrmex echinatior (Panamanian leafcutter ant)
Lineage: Eukaryota; Metazoa; Arthropoda; Insecta; Hymenoptera; Formicidae
Product: acyl-coenzyme A diphosphatase NUDT19
Cellular component (GO): mitochondrion
Molecular function (GO): hydrolase activity, acting on acid anhydrides, in phosphorus-containing anhydrides
Source: RefSeq, a predicted model, not a curated record
CAUUUAUAUAUCUAAUUUUUAAAUAAACAAUUGCGCAAUAACGUCGAAAUAAAUUUCGUUAUCGCGGCGUAAUCACUUUAAUAAUCUAGUAGCGCUCGGAAAGAUUAUAGAUAAAUUUUCACUUGAUCAGUAGAUUUUUUAUUCACCGUUUUUUUUCACGUGUGCAAGAGAAAUCGUGGAAAGAUGAAGGCCUGGUCUGACGCAGCGAGUUUGAUAUUAGCAGCACGUCAUGAGCAGACAUAUAGUCGCGCAGUGUCGCCUGCAAUUCACAAUUACAAGCUACUAUGCCUGAAGCGUCAUCAAAAGUCGAGUUUCAUGCCAGGGUUGUACGUCUUCCCGGGCGGCACAAUGGACCCAGCUGAUGUCAAUCUGAAAUGGUACGAACAUUUCAGUGCUUUCGGUUUGGACAAUGAUAGGCUUGCAUCUCUGGUACCAAAAACUGUGUCGCGGCCGCAAAUUUUUCAAUCAAAAGAGAACGAGUUGCUCAGAGAAAUCUCGCUACGCAUUACGGCGAUUCGCGAGACCUUCGAAGAAGGCGGGAUAUUGCUAUGCAGACGUAAUAAAGAGGACGAUUCUCAUUCUAAUUGGGCCGAGCACGUAUCAAUUCCUGAAGGCGAGUUGCAAAUGUGGCAGAACAAAGUCCACAAUGAUGCGACGGAAUUUCUCAAUCUCUGUCAGAAGUUGGAGUGUUAUCCGGACUUGUGGGCGCUGCAUGAAUGGAGGAAUUGGUUGGGACCUACGUACGGGUACAAGAAUAAACGCUUCAACACCGCUUUUUACUUAGCUUGCAUACCGCAUAUGCCAUACGCUGAAUAUGCAGCUGUAGAAAUGGAGGAUCUACAAUGGUUCUCUCCGAAGGAGUUUUGUUCGACAAGUUUCGAAUUUCCACCGCCGCAACAGAUCGAGAUUGCCAAGUUGACCAAAAUUGAAAGUAUAGAUAAUCUCUUGAAUAUCGCCAUGGAACGCAAUAAAAAAGGCGUGCAAAAAUUAUAUUUACCGAUAGCGGUGCAAUUGAAGGAUGGCCUCGUGUUUGUCAUACCUGAAGAUACGAUGUAUCCGAAGGAAAUUGAGUUGUAUGAACAACAAGUAAUCGAUAAGUCGGAUAUUACUGUAGAUGAAUUUGAGAAGUUAACCCUGACAAAAAACAGAAUGGCAUUUCUCGAUACACAAGUUACCGUAAUUUUUACCGAUAACGGCAAAGAUAAUCGCAUAGUAUUUCCAAGACCCGGGUAUCAUUCAAAAUCUAGAAAUGUGGAAUCUAAAAAUAAGCUUUAAGACGAAUAAUAAACAAAUUCGAUUUCGGUUUUCAGAUAAUUUGCUCAAAGAAGAUAUUUUUAAAUACGUUUAAAUGUUGAAUAAAUGUUAAACAUUAUAUGAUUUGAUAAAGGAUUGUCAGUGUCGGCAGAAUGUUUCUAAAACAAUGAUAAAAUAAUGGCUUUUAAAUAAAUAUAUAACAUAAAUGAUCUUUGCUAUAUUUCUGUAAUAUAACAUUCGUAUGCAAUAAAUUACUAACAUUGUGAACACGAACGUGUUAGCAUUAAAAUUUUAUUAAAUACGUAUGAAUUCGUUACCUGAUAAUUUUUUAAACACAUAUACAAGAAUAUACGUGCGGAGCACUCUGCGUGCAUAACGCGUUUUAAAGACGGCGAUUAAAAAUUUGUAAAUAAAGAUUAAAUAUUCUUUAUACCA